CACAAAUUAUUUGUCAAUAUCAUCGAUUGUUUCGUUUUGCUUUUAAAGUGCCAAUCAAUCAAAAAUUCUCAAAAUCUAUCUCACAUUUUUUAAGUUCCUUGAGAAACAAAGCUAGAGUUGGAUAGAUACAAUUAAACAUGAAAUCCAACUUUUCCUUGUUGUCCAAGCUUUUGAUAUUGCAAUACCUAUCAGUUCUAUGCCUCUCUCAGGAUUUUGAUUUCUUCUACUUUAUUUUGCAGUGGCCAGGAGCAUACUGUGACACCAAGCAGAGCUGCUGUUAUCCGAAGACCGGGAAGCCGACGGCGGAUUUCAGUAUUCAUGGACUCUGGCCUAACUACAAGGAUGGUUCAUGGCCCUCAAACUGUGAUCCUGACAGUGUCUUUGAUAAAUCUCAGGUGUCAGACUUGAUAAGUAACAUGGAGAAGAAUUGGCCAUCAUUGAGUUGCCCAAGUAGCAAUGGAAUGAGGUUCUGGUCACAUGAAUGGGAGAAACAUGGUACCUGCGCCGAAUCUGAGCUUGAUCAGCAUGAAUACUUUGAAACUGCUCUUAAAUUGAAGCAGAAAGCCAACCUUCUUAAGGCCCUCAAGGAUGCAGGAAUAGAACCAGAUGAUGAAUUUUAUAGCUUAGAGAGCAUUUCAGAUGCUAUAAAAGAGGGAACAGGUUUUACUCCAGGAAUUGAGUGUAACAAGGACUCGGCACAUAACAGCCAACUCUACCAAGUUUACAUGUGUGUGGACACUUCUGGUUCAGAUCUCAUUGAGUGUCCUCUACUUCCAAAGAGCAAAUGUGGUUCACAAAUUCAAUUUCCAAAGUUUUAAAGAGAAUUUAGUUAUUGAGCAGCUAGCUAGAACCUGCUUUAAUUUAAUUUGUAUCUUGUAUUUGAUACUUGAAAGUCUUUAUAUUAUUUUUAGCUUUCUUCCAAAUAAAAGUGCAAGUGAUGGAUCGCCAAUCUUCCUGUGAGGAUUGUAAAUGAGUUAUUAGCUUGCUAUUA
Arachis duranensis is the source of this 991-nucleotide messenger RNA. Its product is annotated as ribonuclease 3. Gene Ontology annotation, cellular component: extracellular region. NCBI's taxonomy places the organism in Eukaryota, Viridiplantae, Streptophyta, Magnoliopsida, Fabales, Fabaceae. Gene Ontology annotation, molecular function: ribonuclease T2 activity; RNA binding. Gene Ontology annotation, biological process: RNA catabolic process. The record is from RefSeq and is a predicted model, not a curated record. Bases 138 to 818 code for a protein of 226 amino acids. The transcript is spliced from 4 exons.